CUUCUUCUUCCUCCAUCAAAUUUUGCUCUUGGAGAGGAAGAAGGGAAGAUCUGUCCAAAAUUUUCACAUUUUUCGAGUUGAACUGUGAUUGUUUCUUAAGAAUAAAGUGAAUCAUAUACACGUAACCAGUCAAAAUGAAUGAUUUGUUCUCCCAAUCGUUUAAGCAAUAUCAAGAUAAAGAUGUCGACUUGGAGGCUGGUGGUGCCCCCGAUGGGGACUCAGCCGAACUUGACAAUUUCUUUGAAGAUGUCGAGAAUGUCAAGAAAGACAUGGCCGGAAUAGAGAAACUCUACAAAAGCCUACAAGAAGCCAAUGAGGAAAGCAAAACUGUCCAUAAUGCAAAUGCCAUGAAAAACCUUCGAUCAAAAAUGGAUUCAGAUGUCUCACAAGUGUUGAAACGUGUGAAAGUCAUCAAAGGAAAGAUCGAAGCUCUUGACAAGGCUAACAUCGCAAAUCGAAAGCUUCCUGGUUGUGGGCCCGGCUCCUCAGCUGAUAGAACUCGUACAGCUGUUGUCAGUGGUUUAGGGAAGAAGCUCAAGUCCAUGAUGGACGACUUUCAAUCGUUGAGAACCCGUAUGAAUGAAGAGUAUAAGGAGACUGUGGGUAGACGUUAUUUCACAAUCACAGGAGAAAAAGCUAACGAUGAAUUGAUUGAAAACCUAAUCUCUAGUGGUGAAGGUGAAGAUUUCAUGCAAAAAGCUAUUCAAGAUCAAGGUCGUGGACAGAUUAUGGACACGAUUUCCGAAAUCCAAGAAAGACAUGAUUCUGUUAAGGAAAUAGAGAAAAACUUGAUGGAACUCCAUCAAAUUUUCUUGGAUAUGGCUGCAUUAGUAGAUUCUCAAGGGCAACAACUGAACGACAUUGAAAGCCACGUGGCCCAUGCAAGUUCAUUUGUGCACCGAGGGACUGAACAAUUGGUUGAGGCAAGAGAGCUGCAAAAGAACUCGAGAAAAUGUGCCAUGAUCGCCUUCUUCCUUGUCCUUCUUCUUCUGAUAAUGAUAACCUACCCCAUUUGGUUCCCGAUGUUGAUAGGGUAAAGUGGAAAUGGGUAGAAGAAGUCAUUUGUGUUUCGAAGAUUUUGUUCUUCGCUGUUACGCCCUGAAAACAAUUUAUGUUUGUGCUUUACACUUUCUAAAGAGAUGUAUGAUAGUAGACAUCAAUUUUUUAUUCAAUCUGGAUAUGAACACCAGAUGUAUUGUAACUCGCACAAAAUGAAGAAUUACUCAAAAAUAUGAUCAACCUAAUGGAAAUGGAUUUUUUCAUGAUA
Messenger RNA from Lactuca sativa (garden lettuce), 1267 nucleotides. RefSeq names its product syntaxin-125. Gene Ontology annotation, biological process: exocytosis; intracellular protein transport; vesicle fusion. Gene Ontology annotation, cellular component: SNARE complex; endomembrane system; plasma membrane. Lineage: Eukaryota; Viridiplantae; Streptophyta; Magnoliopsida; Asterales; Asteraceae. The record is from RefSeq and is a predicted model, not a curated record. Gene Ontology annotation, molecular function: SNARE binding; SNAP receptor activity.